UGGUGUUUUGGCAAGAGAGGCGCCUGUGGGCGCUGCUGCACCUCCGGCGAAGCGAUGAGCAUCAAUAACUGACGUACGAUCACAAAAAAGGGCAAAUAAUGAUGGCUGCAGCUGACUGCACCUGGCCCCAGCGCACACGGCCGCUGCGGCAGCUUACAGACGAUCAGUAUGCAGCCUGGGAACGUGAUGGUUAUGUCGUGCUGCCAGGCAUUGUGCCGCUCGAUUUAUGCGAAAACGCCGCGGCAGCCAUACGACGAUUCAUCGGCGCCGACGAUUCGAGGCCGGUGAGUUGGUACACGAACACUGACGACAUUUACGACGCGACGCUGUCGCCGCGGCCGGCGCACGGCCCCUGCGGCAUGGUGCAGCUGUACCACCACGCGACGCUGUGGGCGCUACGCCAGCAUCCAGCUAUUCAUGCGUGUUUCGCGGAUGUGUACGGCACGGAGCGCCUGUACGUGACGUGCGACCGCGCCCAUUUCAAGCCCCCGCAAAGCGCGGCGCACCCAGCCUGGUCCGAUGCUGGUCCCGUGCACAGCGGCCUGCACUGGGACGUCGACGUCAAAAACACGCCGGUGCCGUUCUCGGUGCAGGGCGUCGUGUAUCUGGAAGAGACGCGUGCCGAGACGGGCGCGCUCCGCGUCGUGCCCUCGUGCCGCGGGCGGAUCGCUACGGUAGACGACUCCGAGGCCGUCGCGGUCGAGGGACCUGCUGGGAGUUUGGUCCUGUGGCAUUCGGCGACGAAGCACGGACCGGGUCGGAACACGUCCGAUCGGCCGCGCGUUUCGGCCUAUGUCGCCAUGCUCCCCGUCGAUGCCUCGCCGUUCCUUGGCGAUCGGCCUCCGGAUACCGCGUUGUCGUUGAGUGACUCGGGAACUCUCAAAUACGACGAGGACCCGCGGCGACCGCGCCUCUCGCGCGACGCACGCAUCGACCGCUGGCGGCGCCGGCUGCCGCUGCUCGACGAAGACCCGCGCGAAUCUCAGCUCGACCGCGCGCCGCCGGGCGAGGAGGACGGGGAGCCGUUCGGCGGGCUCACGCCGCUCGGGCGGCGGCUUGUGGGGUUGGACGAGUGGUCUUCCUCGUAG
This is a messenger RNA of Pelagomonas calceolata, 1088 nucleotides long. The record is from the annotation of a GenBank genome assembly. Lineage: Eukaryota; Pelagophyceae; Pelagomonadales; Pelagomonadaceae.